AAAAGCCACGCACGCACGCACGCGGGGGGCUCAGCGCUUGUCCUGCGCGGCGCACGGAAACCCACCUCCAUCCGCCGCAGCACCGCACCCGCGUGCGUCGGCUGCUUGCUUUGCUGCCCGCCCCCGCCGACACCGAGCGCCGCCACUCCCACCGCAGCCAUGGCGGCCCCGCCCCGCGCCACCGCGGUCCUCGCGUGGGGUUCCGGGGAGGACGGACAGCUGGGCAUGGGAGGGAACGAGGAGAAGGACUGGGCCCACUGCGUGGAGGCGCUGGCCCCCUACGCCGUCACCGCCGUCGUCGCCGGCAGCCGCAACUCCCUCGCCAUCUGCGACGACGGCCGCCUCUUCACUUGGGGGUGGAACCAGCGCGGCACGCUCGGGCACCCGCCGGAGACCAAGACGGAGAGCUCCCCGGGCCCCGUCAACGACCUCGCGGGUGUCAAGAUCGUCCAGGCGGCGAUUGGCGGGUGGCAUUGCCUCGCAGUUGACGACAAGGGGCGCGCCUACGCCUGGGGGGGGAACGAGUACGGGCAGUGCGGUGAGGAGCCCCAGAGGACGGAGGACGGGACGAGGGCGCUCUGGAGGGACAUCCCGACCCCAAGGCGCUGCGCGCCCAAGCUCAAAGUCCGGCAAGUAGCUGCUGGAGGGACACAUUCAGUGGUUUUGACUCAAGAAGGUCACGUCUGGUCAUGGGGACAGCCAUGGCCUCCUGGCGAUAUCAAGCAAAUAUCUAAACCAGUACGUGUGCAAGGGCUUGAGAAAGUGAGGGUCAUUGCUGUAGGUGCAUUCCAUAAUUUGGCACUAACAGAGGAUGGAAUUUUGUGGGCAUGGGGUAGUAAUGAGUAUGGUCAGCUGGGGACUGGAGAUACCCAACCAAGAUCACAGCCGAUACGUGUCGAAGGACUAUCUGAUCUCUCACUGGUUGACAUUGCUGCUGGAGGCUGGCAUUCAACUGCACUAACUAUAGAGGGAGAGGUGUAUGCUUGGGGGAGAGGAGAGCAUGGGAGGCUUGGAUUUGGAGAUGAUAAGAGUAGUCGCAUGGUGCCCCUAAAGGUUGAGCUCCUCGCUGGAGAAAAUAUUGUUCAGGUGUCAUGUGGAGGAACACAUUCAGUUGCGCUAACUCAAGAUGGCCGGAUGUUUUCUUAUGGGAGGGGCGACCAUGGCCGUCUGGGCUACGGCAGGAAGGUGACGACGGGGCACCCCAUGGAAGUGCCCAUCGACCUGCCGCCGCCCAAGAGCAGCAGCAACCCCGACGGGCAGUGGCAGGCCAAGUACGUGGCUUGUGGCGGGCGGCACACCCUGGCUAUCGCGGAGUGGACAGAGCCCACCGACUGAUCACGGAGUGCUUGACUUCCUGAAUGAAUACUGAUAUGCGUGCAAAUCUGAGGCUGAGAAGCCUACUAUACAAUUAUUAUAUAUAGUGUUCGUGGAAUAAGCAUAAGUUGUGCAACAUUAGGCAUCAUAAAAUUUUCUGUAUGAGCUUAUUUAAUUUGGCAAGGAACAAAUUAAAAUAGUCGGGAAGAGAACUUUGUGCAGAGAUAGUAGAUGAGAGACGUUCAGUAUUUCAGCAAUAUUUUCCCAUGGACAAAUUUGUGCUGUA
Sorghum bicolor (sorghum) is the source of this 1600-nucleotide messenger RNA. Its product is annotated as ultraviolet-B receptor UVR8-like. Bases 160 to 1335 code for a protein of 391 amino acids. NCBI's taxonomy places the organism in Eukaryota, Viridiplantae, Streptophyta, Magnoliopsida, Poales, Poaceae. The record is from RefSeq and is a predicted model, not a curated record. The transcript has 11 exons.